This is a messenger RNA of Exophiala bonariae, 1029 nucleotides long. RefSeq names its product cytosolic Fe-S cluster assembly factor nbp35 (gene NBP35). NCBI's taxonomy places the organism in Eukaryota, Fungi, Ascomycota, Eurotiomycetes, Chaetothyriales, Herpotrichiellaceae. The coding region runs from base 1 to 1029 and encodes 342 amino acids. Gene Ontology annotation, cellular component: cytosol. The record is from RefSeq and is a predicted model, not a curated record. The transcript has 2 exons. Gene Ontology annotation, biological process: iron-sulfur cluster assembly. Gene Ontology annotation, molecular function: ATP binding; ATP-dependent FeS chaperone activity; 4 iron, 4 sulfur cluster binding.
AUGGCCCCUUCGUUUGAGGAACCCCUCACCGAGGCUUUAGAAGCCCCGCUAAAGUCCAAACCUGAACUUGUCGCACCUGAACCAGAGCAUUGUCCUGGUCCCGAAUCAGAUCAAGCAGGACAAGGCGAUGCAUGCGCUGGGUGUCCAAAUCAAGCAAUAUGUGCUUCGGCACCAAAAGGUCCAGACCCAGACAUCCCCCUCAUAACCGAAAGACUGGCUGGGAUUAAACAUAAGAUACUGGUGUUAUCGGGGAAAGGAGGGGUGGGGAAAUCAACGUUCUCGUCUUUGCUGUCGCAUGCAUUUGCGGCGAACCCAGAUUCUACUGUCGGGAUAAUGGACACCGAUAUUUGUGGCCCAUCAAUACCCAAGAUGAUGGGCGUGGAAAACGAGACGAUCCAUGUGAGCAACGCAGGCUGGAGUCCUGUCUGGGUCACCGACAACCUGGGAGUCAUGAGUGUCCAAUUUAUGCUACCCAAUCGAGACGACGCAGUCAUUUGGCGCGGGCCUAAGAAGAAUGGCUUGAUAAAACAAUUUUUAAAAGAUGUGGAAUGGGGGGACUUGGACUACUUGAUUGUGGACACACCACCAGGAACGUCAGACGAGCACCUCUCUGUCAACUCAUUUUUGAAAGAGUCGGGCGUAGAUGGUGCAGUGGUGGUUACGACACCCCAAGAAGUAUCGUUACUGGAUGUGAGGAAGGAAAUUGACUUCUGCCGAAAGGCAGGCAUUCGGGUCCUGGGUCUGGUUGAGAACAUGUCCGGCUUCGUCUGUCCCAAGUGCACUCAUGAGUCUCAGAUAUUUCGAGCCACGACCGGAGGUGGGAAAAAGCUGUGCGAUGACAUGGGUAUUCCAUUCUUGGGAGCAGUCCCUUUGGACCCUCGAAUCGGCAUGGCAUGCGACUUUGGUGAAAGUUUCAUGGAUUCUUAUCCAGACAGUCCGGCUUGCAAAGCAUUGCGCCAAGUGGUCCGGUCGGUUGGGAAACUGGUGGGUGAAAACCCGGACGACGUUCUCCCUGAUGGUCCUAUAUGA